AUGUCGUUGGAGGAAGCAUUUGCCAAGCUCUGUGUAUCCGCUCAAGCGGAUGCUGUGGCUAUCAAGUCAUUGGUUUUCAAGCCUAAAACGCCCAAGUCUGCGGCACCCGUCCCAAUUGUUGUGGUCGCGCUGCAAUGUACGUCAACCAGUCCAGCUAUAAUCGCCAGCGCAACUGGUACUAAAGAACCUCGCUUGGCGCGCGACGAACUCUUUGCAUCACACUUCAAGUGUGGUUCGGCCAAAGAAUUUCAUCUUGGUAAUUUGCUGCAAGCUACUUCUGAAUUCAAGCUGGUUAUUGACGAUGCUUUCAUUAAAACCCAGGAUUCUCAAGUGACACAACUCAAUGAAGAAAAGUUCGUUGUCAAGUCACAGCUGGCCGAGUACUUGGAGCAGUUUAAUCCUCAAGUGGUGGACUUCUCUCAAGAAGCUCCAAAGAAGCAAGAAAACAAAAAACCUUCUCCCUCAGCUGCCGCUGUAAACCAAGCCAAAUCCGCGGCCCUAGAUGACGCCAAACUAAUAGGCAUUACAGUCGACAAAAAGCUAGACUUCUCUGGGUGGUAUCAACAAGUCUUAACAAAAGGUGAAAUGCUCGACUACUACGACGUCUCCGGUUGUUAUAUUUUGAGACCCGCCUCUUAUGCUAUUUGGGAGGUCAUUCAGAAAUGGUUUGACGAUAAAAUCAAGGCAAUUGGGGUUGAAAACGCAUACUUUCCCAUGUUCGUGUCCGCUCGUGUGCUGGAAAAGGAGAAAGAUCACGUCGAAGGUUUUGCUCCUGAGGUUGCAUGGGUAACUAGAGCCGGCUCUUCCGAGCUUGAAGAACCCAUUGCGAUCAGGCCAACCUCUGAGACCGUGAUGUACCCAUACUACGCCAAGUGGAUCCAGUCAUACAGAGACUUGCCUAUUAAGUUAAAUCAGUGGAAUUCUGUAGUAAGAUGGGAAUUCAAGCAUCCCCAACCCUUUUUAAGAACUAGAGAGUUCUUGUGGCAAGAGGGCCACACGGCUCAUUUGACUAAACAAGACGCUGAAGAAGAGGUUUUGCAAAUUUUGGAUUUCUACGCUGGCGUUUAUGAGGAACUGCUAGCUGUCCCUGUUGUUAAGGGAAAAAAGACCGAAAAGGAGAAAUUUGCUGGUGGCGAUUUUACGACAACAUGCGAGGGCUAUAUUCCCCAAACCGGUCGUGGUAUUCAGGGUGCAACAUCCCAUCAUCUGGGUCAAAACUUUUCCAAGAUGUUCAAUAUUAGUGUAGAAAAUCCAUUAGGCCCAGAACACCCAAAGGUGUUCGCUCAUCAGAAUUCCUGGGGUUUAAGUACUCGUGUUAUCGGUGUCAUGGUUAUGAUUCACUCGGAUAACAAAGGUCUCGUAUUGCCACCUAGAGUUGCUCAAAGGCAGUGUGUUGUAUUACCUGUUGGCAUUAGCGCGAAAACUACUGAUGAACAAAGAGCUGCUAUUCAUCAAAAAGCUAAAGAAGUUGAACAGCGGCUACGCGCUGCUAACAUCAGAGCUUUUGGUGACUACAACGAUCAUUACACUCCUGGGUGGAAGUUCGCCCAGUACGAACUAAAGGGUAUUCCUUUACGUUUGGAAUUUGGUCCUAAGGAUAUGGCUCAAGAUCAAAUUUUAGUUGUCAGAAGAAACGACAACCGCAAAUAUACAGUGAAACUAAGCGACUUAGAGUCUCGCGUACCAGAGAUUUUGGAGGAGAUGCAAAAAGAUCUGUUCUCAAGAGCUAAAGAGCUAUUUGACACCCAUAGAGUUAUGGUAGAUGAAUGGAAAAAUUUUGUUCCAGCCUUGAACAAAAAAAAUGUCAUUGUCUCUCCAUGGUGUGGUGUCACCGAAUGUGAGGAGGACAUCAAGGACUCUUCAGCCAAGAGAGAUGAUGGCGAGGAGUUUGAAGCUGAUGAGAAGGCUCCAAGUAUGGGUGCUAAGACGCUAUGUAUCCCCUUUGAGCAACCCAAACUCAGAAAAGAUCAAUUGUGUGUUAAGUGUGAGAGGAAAGCUAUCCAGUACACCAUGUUCGGUCGCUCUUACUAG
Messenger RNA from Lachancea nothofagi CBS 11611, 2031 nucleotides. Lineage: Eukaryota; Fungi; Ascomycota; Saccharomycetes; Saccharomycetales; Saccharomycetaceae. The record is from the annotation of a GenBank genome assembly.